Messenger RNA from Salvia miltiorrhiza (redroot sage), 1086 nucleotides. RefSeq lists its product as uncharacterized. The record is from RefSeq and is a predicted model, not a curated record. Gene Ontology annotation, molecular function: RNA-DNA hybrid ribonuclease activity; nucleic acid binding. The transcript has a single exon. NCBI's taxonomy places the organism in Eukaryota, Viridiplantae, Streptophyta, Magnoliopsida, Lamiales, Lamiaceae. The coding region runs from base 1 to 1086 and encodes 361 amino acids.
AUGGUCACAGCUCGGAAGCUAAGACCCUAUUUCUUGUCACACCACGUGGUGGUUCGAACUGCCUUACCUUUCAAACAAGUGCUGGGGAGGCCAGAUCUUUCAGGACACAUGGUGAAAUGGGCCGUGGAGUUAGGGGAAUAUGAUGUGGAUUAUGAGCCAAGGAUGGCUAUUAAGGUCCAAGCCCUUGCGGAUUUUAUUCAAGAAACUACUCGUCGCCCUGUACAAGAGUUUUGGGUGGCUUUCGUGGAUGGAUUGGUUACAAAAGAAGGAUGUGGGAUCGGAGUGUAUAUCAUUUCUCCGGGAUCAGAGGUAUUCCAAUUCGCUAUUAAAUUCACUUGUAAGAUAUCCAACAACGAAGCCGAGUAUGAGGGCGUGGUCAGAGCAGCGCAUAUUUUGUCAGAGUUGCGGGCGGAAUGUGUCAUCAUCAGAACUGACUCACAAUUGGUAGCUCAACAACUCUCGGGAGGAUAUCACAUUAAAGAGGAUCGGAUGCGGGCAUAUCAUAGUAAAAUUGUUGAAUUAAAGAAAAAAUUCGUGGAAUUCAGAAUAGAACAGAUCUCUCGAGAGGAAAACACCCGGGCAGACUUAUUGGCACGGGUUGCCAGUGUAGUGGAGCAAACGUGGAAUGAUGAGAUUACGCUGCUCUGCGACACCAGAGAAAUGAGGACCUCCCAAGUUUUUGCAGUGGAAAUUCGGGAUGAUUGGCGGGCUCCAAUUAUACACUUUCUCAUAACAGGGGAACGAUUGAGCAGAGAGUCCAAUCAGAGGGCUCGAUACGAGAACUACUGCCUGAACAAUGACCAACUCUACAAGCGCUCCUUCACCCAUCCCUUACUGAAAUGUUUAUCUCCUGAGGAGGCUAACUUUGCUUUGACAGAAAUUCAUGCAGGUUGUUGCGGUGGGCACACGGGAUUCAGGGAUCUUAUACGAAAAACCUUUCGGGCAGGAUUCUAUUGGCCAACCAUUACUAAUGACGCCAGAGAAUUCGUUCGCAAAUGCGAGGCUUGUCAGAGGCAUGCCGGCAGGAUUAAUAUUCCAGGGGAGACUAUGGGAAUAAUGUAUGUUGUUUGCCCGUUUGACAAAUAG